AUGACCCGUGGAACCGCUUCCAGAGCCGGCAGCUCUGCCCGAUCAACACAGCAGUCCCAGCCGCGAUCCAUCAAACGAAAUCGACGAUCCGAAUCCCCAAUAUACCUCUCAUCGCUUGCACUCAUUGCACCAGAAGACGCAAAACAGGCUCGUCAACGAUUCUUCGACGCCCUCGGGUCUGGUGACGAGCACCCAGGCAUGCCAAGGGUAAUUUCGAGCGCAAACCAGCUGAUAGAGGUGCAGCUCAAGAAGCUUUUUGACAUUCUUCAUGCUUGCGGAACAGCGACAGAAACUCCAUCUACGCUGCUGACUACACGUGGAAGCAUAGAUGGGUUCUUGGAUGCAGUUUUUAAUGACUGGACUAGCGACAAGGAAAGUGGGCUCGUGAAGCCUGAGUUGGAGUUUUUGGUGGAAGCUGACGUUGUCGCUGGGACAGUAUGCGCCAUACCAGAACACCAUCACGAUUUAGAGGCGUGUAAAGCAAACGACACUUGCAACGCUGUUGUUACCGCCGCUGUGUCGUUUAGCAGUAACCCUGCCAUGUUCAAAAUGGAAUUCACAAUGACUGAUCCCUUCACUGGACAACCGGAAGCCUUUUGUCCUCUGGGGAGGAAUGAUAUACGGUGGGCGCGAUCAAACUGGAGGGACUCGCUGCGACAGUCGCUGAAGGCGAGGCUCGUCGCCAAAGUGCAUCGAUAUAAUAAGCAUUUGGCAGUUUGGCACGCGCGAACUCUCAUUCACAAUUGGAGUAAAGGGGGUGUUUCGCUGGGACCGGACACGAGUCUAUUGGGGUUUAUGGGACGAGAUGAUGUUGCGCUGGGUUUGGUGCCUUUGGGACUGGACUCGGAGUCAUAG
Molecule: messenger RNA, 855 nt
Organism: Pochonia chlamydosporia 170
Lineage: Eukaryota; Fungi; Ascomycota; Sordariomycetes; Hypocreales; Clavicipitaceae
Exons: 2
Coding region: 1-855 (284 amino acids)
Source: RefSeq, a predicted model, not a curated record